CGGCGGGAGGCUGCGGGCGGCGGGAGGCUGCGGCCGGGGAUGGUCCAGCGGGCGCGAUGGCCCCCGCCAUGCAGCCGGCCGAGCUCCAGUUCGCGCAGCGGCUGGCGUCCCACGAGAAGGGCAUCCGGGACCGCGCGGUGAAGAAGCUGCGCCAGUACAUCAGCGUGAAGACGCAGCGGGAGACAGGAGGUUUCAGUCAAGAAGAACUCCUGAAAAUAUGGAAAGGGCUCUUCUAUUGCAUGUGGGUGCAGGACGAACCCCUCGUACAGGAGGAGCUCGCGAACACGAUUUCCCAGCUCGUCCACGUUGUGAACAACUCAGAGGCCCAACACCUGUUCAUCCAAACCUUCUGGCAAACGAUGAAUCGAGAGUGGAAGGGGAUAGACCGGCUGCGCCUGGGCAAGUACUAUAUGCUGAUCCGUCUGGUCCUGAGGCAGUCCUUUGAGGUUCUGAAGCGAAAUGGCUGGGAAGAAAGCCGCAUCAAGCUCUUCCUGGAUGUGCUGGUGAAAGAGAUCCUGCAUCCUGAGAGCCAGUCUCCUAACGGAGUGAAGUUUCACUUCAUCGGCAUUUAUCUGGAUGAACUGUCCAAAGUGGGAGGGAGAGAGCUUUUGGCAGAUCAGAACCUCAAGUUCAUUGAUCCAUUCUGCAAAAUUGCUGCCAAGACAAAGGACCAGACGCUGGUGCAGACGAUAGCUAGGGGUGUUCUCGAAGUCAUUGUAGACCAGUCUCCUCUCGGGCCCGAAGAGUCCCUCGAGGAGCAGGAACCCCACGCGGCCGAGAGCGAGCACCCUAAAGAAGAGACGCCUGAGUACGCGGUGGCCUGGAGACAGUCCGACAGUAAAAUGAAGACCGCACCGGGCAGGCAGCACUCCGGACCUGAUGGGCUCAGCGGCGAUGGGGAGCACGGUGGUGGGAGCCCGGAGGGCGCUGGGCCCCUGCUCCAGUUCGACUACAAGGCUGUCGCUGACCGACUCCUGGAGAUCACCAGCAGGAAGAACACCCCUCCCUUCAACAGGAAGCGCCUCUCCAAACUCAUCAAGAAGUUUCAGGAUCUCUCUGAAGCAGGCACCAUAUCCCAGCUCAGUUUUGCUGAGGACGUUUCUGCUGAUGAAGAUGACCAAACCCUCAACCGAGGAAAGCACAAGAAAAAAGGAAAUAAACUUUUAGAGAAAUCCGACCCGGAGAAAGAGGGAGGAAACAACUCGUUUCUUGCUGAGGAAGAGAGUGAAGGCAGCAUUCAGAAGAGAAAAAGGAAAAAGAGGAAGAAGGCCCAUCUCCAUCCAGCACAUUUAGGGUCGGGGGCCCAGGCCCUGCCCCCAGAACAGAACGGGAGCGGGGAGCCAGAGGGAAGAGCCCCAAAGAUGCCUGCAGCUGAGCCGGGGGCGCCCGCGGCCCCUGGCCCGCAAGAGCAGGGCGUUUCGGGGCCUGCCCUAGUGCACAGGAAGCGGAAACGACCAAGGAAGAGGAGCCUGAGGGGCCAGGGCGAGAGCGCGGAGACCAUGGACCCCACAUCGCCACAGCCUCUGGAGGACACGGCCCGGGUGCCGUCCCCGCCCGCGGCCCCCACCAGCGGAGCCCCCGUCCACAAGAGGAAGAGGACACUCGGGGCCCUCCCCGUCAAUGGCAGCGGCCCCCCCACGCUGGCCUGGCCCUCGCCCCAGCAGGAGGGCCGUCCAGCCGGCCUGCCCCCGGCCGGGAGACUGAAGAAAAAGAAGGGAGAGCCCAGUGGCCUUGAUCUUCACAACCCAUCCCACCAGAAAACCGCCAUCUUGAAAAAGAGGAAGAAGAUGAAAGAGAUGUGUCACUUGGUGGAGCGCAGUGGAGUGCUCAAGUCCGAAGCCAGGCUUUUCCAGGCUCUGGGCAGUGGGGGGACUUUCAGCCUCUCCAAGAAGCAGCAGCCGAGGACAGAGAAUGACUUUGUGAGGUUCGACACCCCCUUCCUGCCGAAGCCUCUGUUCUUCAGAAAAGCCAAGAGCGGUGCCUCUGCCGCCUGUGCGCACCCUGCCGGGCAGCGGGACAAGACGCCCUCAAGCUCCAAGAAGGUCACCUUCGGGCUGAACCGAAACAUGACCGCGGAGUUCAAGAAGACAGACAAGAGCAUCCUGGUCAGCCCCACGGGCCCCUCCCGGGUGGCCUUCAACCCUGAGCAGAGGCCCCUCCAUGGCGUGCUGAAGACCCCCACCAGCUCACCAGCCUGCACCCCCCUGGGGGCCAGGAAGCUGCUGGCCGCCACGCCAAAGAGAAGGCCCACAGCCAUGGACUUCUUCUAGGGCACCAGAGAGCCCUUUUAGGGACAGGUUUUGUACAGAUGUUCUAUAAAUUGUAACUUUAAGAAGGUGGGUCGUUUUCUAUUGUUUUAUAACCACCAUGAGUUGUACAAACGAGGCUGUGAGCGGAGCCACCACGACUCCACCCCUUCUGCGUGCGUCUUGCGGAUCAGAUCGUUUUGCGACAAACGCCGUCAGCGCAGGGGCUCUCUGGAGGCUCAGGUGCAUGGAUCUGAGUGCGGGAGCUGAGCACCGCGACCGCCACUCGGCCCUGACGCUGCAGGCACCGCAGAGCCCCCAGGGCACAUCCUGGUCGGCUGACGGCUCGGAACUUGGGUGCCCAGCGCAGCGUGUGUUGGGGGGGGCCGGCUUCCAGUGGCCUGCAGUCCUUGUGAAGCAUGUUGGCAGCGCCCCACCCACCCACCCUGCCGGCCUCGCGUGUGCUGGGCAGGGCUGUGUUGGGCCUGUACCCCGUCAGCCGUCGGUGGUGGUUUCUCUCUGGGUGCCCAGCGGAGGCGGGGAGGGCAGAGCCCCUGCCCCUGGGCCUUGUCCCCUUCCUUCCCUGUGUCCUACCUCUCAGGCCAGCCCAAGUGUCUUCACUGGUGAGCGCCCCCCGGCUCUCACCCGGGGCCGCCAGCACCGCCUUCCGGCAGGUCACGUGCUCUGCUUCCCUCCUCCAAACGCGAGCCUUUGCGCCAGCGCUCGCCGCGACUGGCGUCCCCCAAAGCAGCUUUCCCGACUUGGAUUAAAAUUCCUAUCUUCAGAGGUGUGGCGUUGGAGUCCGGACGCCAGAGCCCGUGCCAGGGCAGAAGCACGCAGCCCUCCGGGGUUCCUUCUGCAUAUUUAUGUGCCCGUAGCUACCUUUUAUCUGAAGUAUUGCAGCUUGCACUUACAAUUUUUAUAGAGUUCUGAUUUCAGUUAAUCACACGCAUCAGCGGAAGGCGCUCCGACUUCAGUUGGAGAAGCAGGAGCAGAGCGUGGGGAAGCUACGUCUGUCCCUUGAGCCUGCGUGACGGACGGUGCUCACCCAGGGAAGGACACUGGGGCGCCCCAGCUCCUCCUUGAGUUUAUGAAAUAACAGAUCACACUCUUGAAGAAGAGAGAUGUGAUUGGGUCUGUAGGCCUGGCACACGGGUGCCCAGUGCUUCCCUGGGUCUCUCUCUGCACAGGGGACCUCGGGCCUCCUGGGAGUGAAAACUGCCACCUCCCCCCACUCCUCCCCUGGAGAGGGCCCCGGCAUUGCCUCUGUGGGGCCGGCCACAGCUUUGGGUGACAAGGGGCUCCUCCGGGAUCGUGGGACUGUGUUGAUUUGAUUUUGGUUUCUUAAUCACGUGAUCAGGGUGGGGCUUCAUCUGCGAUACUGCUUCUGCGGGGUCGGGCGGCCCCUGGGAAGGAAGUGUGACCCUUGUCCUUUGCCUGCUCUGUGUUAAAGUCCUGUCACAAUUAGGCCACGAGGAGAAUAACACCAAACUGUCAAGUAGUGGUUGUAACAAGAAGUCUUAACACUGUGUAACGGUGACUGUGGUGGCGUUUGUAUGGGGUCACGUGCUGCAUUUGGUAAAAUACAAUCACAUUCAGAACCAAAUCUGAUCGUGUGACGAGGUUAGAUUUGAAUAUUCAAACUUUGUUAACUUUUUGUUUAAAAGAAAUGUCUCGUUACCCUCGGCCAGAUUAUUUUUCUAACGGUUUUUGCUUUAGCUUUAAUGAUGGGCCACGUAAUCCCGCUGCGCGAAGGCGUCUCAGCACCAGGGUGCACCCGUCUGCUGAGGCCCCCGUGGAGCGUCCCUGAGGGGCACCUGCCAGUCCUGCUGUCCUUCUGGACCCGGGCCCAGGGGUGACGGUGUGUCACCCUUGUCUCAGUCUGUCCUCACUCACUCUGUUCUCUGGGUGAGUUCAGGAGGUUUGCUGAGGCUUAUUUUUAAUGCCUACAUUUUGGCAACGAAGGAAGAAAAAAAAUUUUUAAUUCUCAUUACAUACACAUUCAACAAGAAUGUGUCAUACAAAGAAAAUGUAUUUAGGAAACCAAUUUUCUAUUUGAUGCAUGUUAUUUUCCUAGGUGAAAUCACUAAGGGGGCUGGAAGCCCAAAGCGGAAAUGAUUUACGUCCACGCUGGUGAUCUUACAGUAUUUUGUACAGCCGUCAUCUUCCCCCUUACCCUGUUCGUCUGGUUGGUUUUGUACAAUUUGGUAUCACUUUAUAAAUGUGUAAUCCUUUCUAACUCCUAUUUACCCGAAAGCACAAAGAGGGGUCAAGGCCAUCUGGAAGUGGUUAUUAGUGUUGGAAAGGACAUGAAAUGGAAGCUGUGUUUUGAUCUGUCUUCUCUGAUCUGCCUGACCGCUGGCAAGAGCCGCCUGUUUACAGUCCCUUUGUACCCGUGUCUGCAGAGUGUGUGGGUCACGUCAAAGCCAAGUCCAAUAAACAGCCUGUCUUUGCACUCGGA
Hyaena hyaena (striped hyena) is the source of this 4707-nucleotide messenger RNA. It is a transcript of the gene RRP1B, whose product is annotated as ribosomal RNA processing 1B. Lineage: Eukaryota; Metazoa; Chordata; Mammalia; Carnivora; Hyaenidae. The transcript is spliced from 16 exons. Gene Ontology annotation, biological process: rRNA processing. The record is from RefSeq and is a predicted model, not a curated record. The coding region runs from base 57 to 2270 and encodes 737 amino acids. Gene Ontology annotation, cellular component: preribosome, small subunit precursor; nucleus; preribosome, large subunit precursor.